AUGCUAGAGCAUUACACGGCCGUCCUCGCUUCUCGGGUCAAGAUUUCCCCUCUAAACCUAGCUCGCUGGGCUGGGAGGAGUGUUUGAGUGAUCUCACAGUGACGGCCGCAGGAAAAGCACUUUUUUCGCAGUGAAUCCUCUUCUUCCCUCCUCUUCUCAAUUCUCAUGGCGUCCCAAGGUCGUAGAGGUGGAGCAUCGCUCCCCGAUAGGCCCACUAGGAAUCAACCCACCGGUAUCAUCUCCAAGCUUUCACAGUCCCCUCUCGUCUCCAAGGGCAAGGAGGUUGCCGGGACCGCUUUCGUCACCAAGAAGCUCCUCAAGAGCACCGGUAAGGCCGCGUGGAUCGCUGGCACCACCUUCCUCAUUCUUGUCGUUCCACUGAUUAUCGAGAUGGACCGCGAGCAGCAGUUGAACGAGCUCGAGCUCCAGCAGGCCAGCCUCCUCGGUACUCCCACUUCCAUGGGUCCACCGCCUCAGAAGUGAAUGAACCGUUUAGGUUAGAUUAAUUCUUCGGUUCGGUUUUCUCUGGGAAUGUUUUAAUCUGUAUCAGUUAGGUUUGAUCCAGGGGGAAGCAUUCGGAGAAUGAUUGCUGAUUCACUUUAUAUCGAGAUUGAAACAAUAUAAUUCUAUGGUUUUGGAUUGCAAUAACCUUACAAUUGUAGCUUUAGAAUCCAUGAGUAUUCUAGUGCAAAUUUUACAUCCCAUUA
Molecule: messenger RNA, 707 nt
Organism: Prosopis cineraria
Lineage: Eukaryota; Viridiplantae; Streptophyta; Magnoliopsida; Fabales; Fabaceae
Product: mitochondrial import receptor subunit TOM9-2-like
Biological process (GO): intracellular protein transport
Cellular component (GO): mitochondrial outer membrane
Source: RefSeq, a predicted model, not a curated record